AUGUCAUGUAUUACAGUAGUAAUCCAGCCAGUCUUCAACUCGUACGUUGCACAUGUCCACGUUGGAAGCAGCAACCCUCGUCUCUUACUCGGCAUCAUCAAUGCUGACAUGGUGGGCAUGAAUGCUUUGAAACAAGUUCGAGGUAUUCCCAGAGUGGUCUUCUCUUCCAUCUUUCUCUUUCUUAUUCCCUCUUUGCUUCGCAAGACUUCUGGCUUGCUGGAAACCAACAAGAGCCUGUGCAUGUGCAUGUGCAUGCAGACCAGCGUGGUAAGUAGCCUCCACCCCUUCUCCCCAAAAUAG
Messenger RNA from Ustilaginoidea virens, 300 nucleotides. RefSeq lists its product as uncharacterized. The transcript has 2 exons. Bases 1 to 300 code for a protein of 99 amino acids. NCBI's taxonomy places the organism in Eukaryota, Fungi, Ascomycota, Sordariomycetes, Hypocreales, Clavicipitaceae. The record is from RefSeq and is a predicted model, not a curated record.